UCCGGCUCUCAGAGGGUGCAGCAGAAGCAGAAGGAAGCGGAGUUUCCGGCUGUUCGCAGCGGAGGGAGAGCACUGCUGACGCCGCGAAACCCCGAGAGAAACACCGGCGGCUCGGGGGGUUGGAUGCUAACCAUCUAUAGUAUCGGUACUGCUGUUUUGGUUUCUUUCAUAUCGUGUGGAUCUGGGGUGAUUUCGGACAGAAAACCGAGUACACAAGGCGGGGGUUGAGGAGCUACCGGCAUGGCCAGGGACUACGAUUACCUCUUCAAGCUGCUCAUCAUCGGGGACAGCGGGGUGGGGAAGAGCAGUCUCCUCCUGCGAUUUGCAGACAACACGUUUUCAGGUAGCUAUAUCACCACGAUCGGCGUGGACUUUAAGAUCCGGACGGUGGAGAUUAACGGGGAGAAGGUGAAGCUACAGAUCUGGGACACAGCAGGGCAGGAGCGCUUCCGCACCAUCACCUCCACAUACUACAGAGGGACACACGGGGUCAUCGUGGUUUACGACGUCACGAGUGCAGAGUCCUUCGUCAACGUCAAACGAUGGCUACACGAAAUCAACCAGAACUGUGACGACGUGUGCCGAAUAUUAGUGGGAAACAAAAACGACGACCCCAACUCGAAGGUGGUGGAGACGACCGACGCGCAGAAGUUUGCAGAGCAGAUGGGAAUCAACCUGUUUGAGACGAGUGCAAAAGAGAACAUCAACGUCGAAGAGAUGUUCAACUGCAUCACGGAGCUCGUGCUCAGAGCUAAGAAGGAAGUUCUCGCCAAACAGCAGCAGCAGCAACAGAACGACGUGGUCAAACUCACCCGGAACAGUAAACGAAAGAAAAAGUGCUGCUAGCAAACUCAGCAGCAAGCGCCACCAACGAGAAGAGGCCGUCUUCUCUCCACACGCAUAAACACAAGAGACUCGGAGCAUCUAAAUUAAAAAAGAAAAAAAGAUUUACUAAAUAUACGGUGAAAGAUAAAUAAAUGGAAUAAAGAAAAAAAAAAAGAAAAGAAGUCCCCUUUGGACAAAUUAAUCAUGAGAGAGAAAAAAUAAAUGUACAGAUUUUAUUAGACGUCAAAUCAAGUUUUAUUUGGAUUUCAGCAGACCUCCUUUUGUUUAAGGAUCGCCAUCACACACACACACACACACACACACACACACACACACACACACACACACACACACACACACACACACACUCAGCUCCUUCUCUGCACACGGGACAUUCAGAGUGGAGAAGGAGGUCACCUUUCUCUGGAUUUACUUGUAGUUUUAUUUGUUAUUUUUCAGGGGGGUUUAUUUCUCUCCACAUUUCACACACAGCUCACGCCGACACAUCGUGGAUCUUUUUGUUUCUGAGGGAAAACCUUUUUUUUUUUCGACUAAUCCGACGGACAGAACUGGUCUUGUUUUGUUUUGUGUCCAUAUUUUGCCAAGCUUCCCCUCUAAUUGUGAUGAGCCUACCAUUUUGUUUAGUUUUUUAAGGGCAGUUGAACCUCCUCCUGGACGACUGAAAGCACCGUUCACUGCAGUCUGACAUCGCUUUUAAACCUUUUUUUUAUUUUAAGGAAACAAACAAUACUGCCAAUAUUGUAGAAAAUAAAAUAUCAGGAGCUCAGUGGCGCCUCUCGUUUUUGGACUGUUGCCAUGAGGCGGGGGUCUGAAUUGCUCCCCCCACCUCACUCAUCUCCCUUCUGUAUUUCUGCAUCAUUUCUCACAUAUCGGCCCCUCUCUCUCCUGCAUUCGCUCCAUCAAAGUGCAUCUCGCUGUGUUUUAACUCUGAAGGGGUCAGAGGUCACUGUCUCUCCUCUCAGCUUGCAGAAUAUUCCCAACGAUUCUCUCCGUCACAAAGCCCCCCCCUCAGCUUCCUGUUCAACCGAAGUGUUACCGGACAGUGUUUUUAUCACGACAACCAGGAUGAGUGAGACUGUUUAAGGAAAAUGUAACCACCUCCAAAAAACAUCUGAAUUUCAAAUAUUGAACCGGUUACCUUGAAUUUUUGAAUUAAAGGGUUAUUUUCUUUCUAAAAAUAAUUCAAGGUAACACUGGGAAAGAAAUGUAUACACAAAUGAUUAUGAUUUGUGGGUGAAGUUUUCCUCUUUUAAUAUAAAACAAAUUCUGGGGAAGUCCUACGGAAGGGGAUUAGGGACACAUAUUAUUAUUUUUUUAUGUUUUAGAUCUGACCAAAAGGGAAACAUUUUUUUGGAGUUCUGGGAUAAAAGUUUGAAUUCUGACAAAAAUCAAAAUUGUGAGAAAAAGUUUGAAUUUUGAAAAUAAAGUUUGAAUUUUGAAAAAAGUCGGAGUUCUGAGAAAAACUCGGAAUUCUGAUCAGAAAGUUGCAAUUUUGACUAAAACUUAAAUUGUAUGAAAAAGUUGAAAUUCUGAAAAAAAUCGAAAUUUCUAGAAAAAAGUUGGAAUUCUAAGGAAAAAAAGUUGGAAUUUUGACAAAAACUUAAACAGUGGGAAAAUCGAAAUUGUGAAAAAAAAGUUAGAAAUGCGAGAACAAUUUUGAAUGUCUGGGAUUAAAGUAAGAAUUUAAGGAAAAAUGUAUUAUAUAUUUUUUCAGAAAACCUAAAAGUCCUCAGAAUAAAAGAAAAUUCCCUUUGUGUCAGAUCUCCAGAAAGUGGCCCUGUUCCUCGUCUGUAAAGCACAGCUCCGGCCUCCUCUCUUUCCACAUCACCAUCUCUGACAUAUAUUUCCUUUAAAUUGGGAGAGUUAAAGAAACGCAGAGUGCGCCGGCUGAGCUCCUCGAGAGGUGGAGGAUAUCAAAUCUCACUCGUUAUGAUUUCUACUCGAUAAGUGUAUGUAUAUAUAAAUAUAUUUGUGUGUUUAUAUUCCCUAUAGAACAUACACACAGGAUGAAACACCGUCAGCUGUGGUUUGCUGCACACUGGAGAAAAAGAGAUGUACUAUUCAUUUUUCCCAACAUGAAUUUAAUCAGUAAUAAAAACGUUUUAAAGGAAUAAAUAUUUGACACAUAAUGGCUGAUGUCGUGCGUCAGUGAUUUGAGGCUCGCUCUUAACUUCAUUUUAAACCUGUGUCUUUUCAUUUUAUUUGUGCUUUUCUGUGAAUAAAAGUGUAUGAGAGGAAGUGUGAA
Messenger RNA from Gymnodraco acuticeps, 3091 nucleotides. RefSeq names its product RAB35, member RAS oncogene family b (gene rab35b). The transcript has 6 exons. Gene Ontology annotation, cellular component: plasma membrane; endosome membrane. The record is from RefSeq and is a predicted model, not a curated record. Gene Ontology annotation, biological process: endocytic recycling. Lineage: Eukaryota; Metazoa; Chordata; Actinopteri; Perciformes; Bathydraconidae. Bases 241 to 846 code for a protein of 201 amino acids. Gene Ontology annotation, molecular function: GTPase activity; GTP binding.